AUGGAGAUAGCACUCCUCCUCAACACCUCCAUACUCCUCACACUGACAAUUAUCCUCACCCCCACUCUACUCCCACUACUAUCAAAAAACUUCCAAAACUCCCCAACCACCAUCACCCGCACUGUCAAAACCGCCUUCAUAGCAAGCCUAGUGCCAAUAACACUCUUCGUAUACUCAGGCACAGAUAGCAUUAUCUCCCACUGAGAAUGAAAGUUCCUCACGAACUUUAAAAUCCCUAUUAGCUUUAAAAUAGACCAAUACUCCAUAACAUUCUUCCCCAUUGCACUAUUCGUAACAUGGUCAAUCCUACAAUUCGCAACCUGAUACAUAAGCUCCGAACCGCACGCCACAAAAUUCUUCCUCUACCUCCUAAUAUUCCUAAUCGCCAUACUAACACUAACCACCGCCAACAACAUAUUCCUACUAUUCAUCGGAUGAGAAGGCGUUGGGAUCAUAUCAUUCCUGCUAAUUGGCUGAUGACAAGGCCGAGCAGAAGCCAACACAGCUGCACUCCAAGCUGUACUUUACAACCGUAUCGGAGACAUCGGGCUCAUCCUAAGCAUAGCAUGGCUUGCCUCAACAACAAACACCUGAGAAAUACAACAAGCCUUCUCCUCAGCCCAAACCCCAACACUCCCCCUACUAGGCCUCAUCCUCGCCGCUACAGGAAAAUCAGCCCAAUUCGGACUACACCCAUGACUCCCAGCUGCCAUAGAAGGCCCAACCCCAGUCUCAGCCCUACUCCACUCCAGCACCAUAGUAGUAGCUGGAAUUUUCCUGCUUAUCCGUAUACAUCCCAUACUCACAAACAAUCAGACCGCCCUCACCCUGUGCCUAUGCUUAGGGGCCCUAUCCACCCUAUUCGCCGCCACAUGUGCUCUCACACAAAACGACAUCAAAAAAAUCAUUGCCUUCUCUACAUCCAGCCAACUCGGACUAAUAAUAGUAACAAUCGGGCUAAACCUCCCACAACUAGCCUUCCUUCAUAUUUCAACCCAUGCCUUCUUUAAAGCCAUACUAUUCCUCUGCUCAGGAUCAAUUAUCCACAGCUUAGGCGGAGAACAAGACAUCCGAAAAAUAGGCAGCUUACAAAAAAUACUCCCAACAACUACAUCCUGCCUAACCAUUGGCAACCUUGCCCUGAUAGGAACCCCAUUCCUAGCAGGAUUUUACUCAAAAGAUCUUAUCAUCGAAAACCUAAACACCUCCUACCUAAACACCUGGGCACUCCUCCUAACACUCCUUGCAACAUCCUUCACCGCAACCUACAGCCUACGCAUAACCUUCCUCGUCCAAACAGGAUUUACCCGCGUACCCACAAUUACACCAGUAAACGAAAACAACCCCGCAGUUACCAACCCAAUCACUCGCCUUGCCCUAGGCAGCAUCCUAGCCGGCCUACUCAUCACAUCCUACAUCCUCCCCACAAAAACCCCACCAAUAACCAUACCCACACUCACAAAAACCACAGCCAUCAUCAUCACAAUCUUAGGUGCCAUCAUAGCCAUAGAACUUUCUAGCCUAACCCACACUUUAACCCAACCAAAACAAAACACAUACCUAAACUUCUCCACCUCCCUAGGGUACUUCAACCCCCUUAUGCACCGCCUUAACACCGCAAAGCUCUUAAACAGCGGACAAAAAAUUGCCUCCCACCUAAUCGACCUAUCCUGGUACAAAAAAAUAGGCCCCGAAGGACUUGCAAACCUACAACUUAUAGCCUCCAAAACCUCAACCACUAUCCACACAGGACUAAUCAAAACCUACUUAGGAUCCUUCGCCCUAUCCAUCCUCAUCAUUCUAUCGACGUAUAGA
Molecule: messenger RNA, 1815 nt
Organism: Nipponia nippon (crested ibis)
Lineage: Eukaryota; Metazoa; Chordata; Aves; Pelecaniformes; Threskiornithidae
Source: the annotation of a RefSeq genome assembly